AUGGGUCAACGUUUUAGUGGUCUUGUAGACCACGUGAAUCCGUUUGGGGCCAAUAAUCCGUCCCCAGACGUGUCGACCGAGCUGAGAAGACGGGUGAACGUUAAAUCGGAGACGAAUCCGGAGCAUUUCUACUUUGGAACCAACUUUCUGCUUGGAGGAAAAAGAUUCGAGGUAGCGAAGCCAGAGGCGUUUUUGUUUGGACACAAUGCCGACCUUGAUCUGCUCGGGUCUCCCGUAAAGGUAAUGAGAUAGUUGUGUUAUAAACUUCCUUUUAGUUCCCAUAUGGUGGAGUUUCGGAAACAGUGGGGGCUCUCAACGCAUUAGUCAAUAUACGAAAGGACUCCAUAAAAAUCGUAAAGUAAGUCUUGCGAUUCAUUUUUUGUAUUGUUUAGGCAACAAGACGAAGAAGAAUAUCAGUUAGAAUUCCUGUUCGAUACCGAUGUGGACUGCUACAUACAAGUACAUUAUUGUGCGCGGGAGAUUAUUGACAAUAAUACUUUGAAAUUUGAUGUUAGACUUCCUGAUAUGAAGCCUUCAGAAAAGUACCAUUUUAAAGUUGGUGCAAAUCAAUCUUUUAAACAUUUGAAGAUAAACGACAAACAGUUGGAUCCGCAGAAGGUAAAUGUUGCUUAAUGUUUCCAACAAUAAUUUUUUAAUUUUAUGUAAAUAUUAAACGUAUGUUAUUCCAGAUUAACUACAACGGUGGCUUUUGGUACCCUGUAAUGAUAGAAAUCAAAACUGAUGAUCCUGAGUGUGGCUUUAAGGAACAGUUCCAAAUAACAAUGUGUAUAUUUGAAAAGAGUUCAAAUUCAGGAUGUCCGUAUAUUCUGAAGCCUCUGAAACAAAAGCUGAUAACGGACGGGGUAGUUUACAUAAUGCAAGAAGUGUUUGGAAUCGAGAACCGGGAAACUGACAGAGACCGAGCAUUCGAAUGUGUUGUUUGUAGGGAUAAUUUGAGUGAUACCUUAUUGUUGCCAUGUAGACAUCUGUGUAUAUGCAACCAAUGUGAUUCUGAUUUCCUUUGUAACGUAAGUUAAUCUUUUCCUUAUGACAUAAGUCGAAAUAUACGAUUACUUUGUUAUAAACUAAUUAUUGUUACUUUAGGUAAAGGAAUGUCCAAUAUGUAGAACCCCAGUCAAAGCCCUUCUUACUUUAAAUGCUGUGAAGUCGAUUGAAAUGGGAGCUAAGGGACAAAACUCAGCGUAAGUUACUACACAACUCACGGUAAUAUAAUUGUUUUAGCGUAGAGUUCGUCGACUUAACUGAAGCACUGAAUGGGCCAUUCACCUUCUCUCGAGUCGGUUCUCAGCGGUCGGUGAUGUCAAAAAGAUCUAGUGUACGAUCGAAGAAGAGCAGCGUGAUACCACCUUAUUCCUCUAGUCAUCCUCACGUCUUUACUCAGCAUAUCUCCGAAGAACAGUCGAAUGAGUCCAUAGAAUUAGAAGAUAUUCGGAUAAGCACGCCUUAA
Molecule: messenger RNA, 1468 nt
Organism: Bursaphelenchus okinawaensis
Lineage: Eukaryota; Metazoa; Nematoda; Chromadorea; Rhabditida; Aphelenchoididae
Source: the annotation of a GenBank genome assembly